CAGAGAGAGAGAGAGAGAGAGAGAGAGGUUAGGGAGGGAGUGGAUAUAUAUACGCCGAGGAGAAGUUCUCGCCAUGAUCUCAAACAUGAUCUCAUGCUGUACGGCGACUUCAUUCCCUGCCUGCCCCCCCUGCCAUCAGAGGAAAACUGCCUUCAUCUGACUGGGAGUUUCCUCUCGGGCUGAUUUUUGACAGCCUCUGGGAAUCAAGGUGCUUAUUAGCAACAACUUUGAACCUGCGUGGAUUACAUACCUUCGCGCAGGAAAUGCUGUUGUGUUUUUCUGUCGACGGUGCAGAAAUCUGGAUGCUGCAGUGAGGAUAUAAAGGGAAUGCAACAGAGGCGAGCUGGACAGGUACUCUCUGACGGAGGCCAAACUCUGAGGUGGAGGAGGUUGUAAAGAGGCCCUGAAGGAGCCUCCCCCCCCUCCCUACCUGACCAGACGGACGCAUCGGACAGCCAUGGCUCCUCGGAAACGUGUCGGCGGCGGCCGCGGUGGCCUCUCCUUCAUCUUCUGCUGUUUUAACAGCAGCGAUCACCCGGAGAUCACCUACAGGCUGAGGGAGGACUUCGCCCUGCAGGCCAUGGAGCCCUCACUGCCGAUGCCCGGAUACGACGAGCUGGACGGCAUGUUCUCCGAGUUGGUGGACGAGCUCGACCUUUCAGAGAAACACAGGGAAGCCAUGUUCGCUCUGCCUGCAGAGAAGAAAUGGCAAAUCUACUGCAGCAAAAAGAAGGAACAAGAAGAAAACAAAAGUGCAACUAGUUGGCCCGAAUACUACAUUGAUCAGCUUAACUCAAUGGCAGCUAGAACGACUCUCCUCGCUCUGGAGAAAGAAGACGAGGAGGAGAGGAACAAAACCAUCGAGAGCUUGAAGACGGCUCUGAGGACACAACCUAUGAGGUUCGUGACGCGCUUCAUUGACCUGGACGGUCUGACAUGUAUCCUAAACUUCCUGAAGAGCAUGGACUACGAGACCACCGAAUCGCAGAUCCACACGUCUCUGAUUGGCUGCAUCAAAGCGCUGAUGAACAACUCGCAGGGCCGCGCCCACGUCCUCUCUCACACCGAGAGCAUCAACAUCAUCGCUCAGAGCCUGGCCACGGAGAACAUCAAGACCAAGGUGGCCGUGUUGGAGAUAAUGGGCGCCGUGUGCCUGGUGCCCGGCGGACACAAGAAGAUCCUGGAGGCCAUGCUGCAUUACCAACGCUUCACCUGCGAGAGGACGCGGUUUCAGACUCUUAUAAACGAUCUGGACCGGAGUACGGGGCGAUACAGAGAUGAGGUCAACCUGAAAACAGCCAUCAUGUCCUUUAUCAACGCUGUGCUGAGUCAAGGCGCUGGAGAGACAAGUUUGGAAUUCCGUAUCCACCUACGAUAUGAGUUUCUCAUGUUGGGGAUCCAACCUGUGAUCGAUAAGCUGCGCUCUCAUGAAAACUCCACGCUAGACAGGCAUUUAGACUACUUUGAGAUGCUGCGGAACGAGGAUGAGCUGGCUCUGUCCAAACGUUAUGAGUCGGUACAUAUAGAUACCAAAAGUGCCACCCAAGUUUUUGAUCUCAUCCGCAAGAAGAUGAACCACACAGACGCACACCCGCACUUUAUGUCUGUCCUGCACCACUGUCUCCUCAUGCCACACAAGAGAAGCGGUAACACGGUGCAGUACUGGCUGCUGUUGGACCGCAUCGUCCAGCAGAUGGUCCUGCAGAACGACAAAGGUCACGACCCCGACGUCGCACCACUGGAGAACUUCAACGUGAAGAACGUAGUCCGGAUGCUGGUUAAUGAGAAUGAGGUCAAACAGUGGAAAGAGCAGGCAGAGAAAAUGAGAAAAGAGCACCACGAGCUGCAGCAGAAGUUUGAUAAGAAGGAGCGAGAAUGUGAUGCAAAGACUCAGGAGAAGGAGGACAUGAUGCAGACGCUGAACAAGAUGAAAGAGAAGCUGGAGAAGGAGAGCACGGAGCACAAGAACGUCAAACAGCACGUGUCCGAACUCACCGCCCGCCUGCACGACCUCAGCCUCAGACAGGCAGCGGUGGUUCCUGGAGGUCCUCCGCUCCCCCCCGCGCCGCGCCCCGGUGGUCCCAUGCCUCCCACCAGCCCCCCUAACCAGCUUUUUUCUGCGGGGCCCUGUGCGGCCGCACCUCCCCCCUCGGGGCAUGAUGGCCUCCUCCCCUCCCCACCCUCUCCGGGUGGACGCCCCCGCCUCCUACCUGGACGCCAUGCAUGGGGCAUCCCACCCCCCGCCUGGGAGGCCCUGGGACCUCCCCUGAAGCACGAAGAACAUCCCCCCAGCGCAGCCAACCUGGCGCCUCAAGUCCUUCAAUGGUCCAAGUUAAAGCUUGAGAAUAAGCCUGGAGGCGCAGGCUGGUGGGAUGGAUUGUGUACGACGCCAAGGUCUUUAAAAUCCCUGAUCCUGGACCCGACAUUGAGAAGACCGUUCUCCGCCUAUCAGAGGCAGCAGACAGAACAGUACACAGGCAUGUUUGAAAUAUUAACUGGUGUUUUCCUGCGUCAUCAGCUGCUGAAGUUUGUCCCAGAAAAAAGCGACGUGGAUCUCCUGGAGGAGCACAAACAUGAGCUGGACCGAAUGGCAAAACCCGACCGCUUCUUCUACGAGAUGAGCAGAAUAAACCACUACCAGCAGCGGCUGCAGUCUCUGUACUUCAAAAAGAAGUUUGCAGAGAGGAUAGCUGAGAUCAAACCCAAAGUUGAAGCUCUGAGCAGGGCGUCUAAGGAGAUUCUGCACAGCAAGAACCUGAAGCAGCUGCUGGAGGUGGUGCUGGCCUUUGGGAACUACAUGAACAAAGGGCAGAGGGGCAACGCUUACGGCUUCAAGGUGUCUUCACUCAACAAGAUCGCUGACACCAAAUCCAGUAUCGACAAGAACAUCACUCUCCUGCACUACCUGAUCACCAUCCUGGAGAAGAAAUACCCCAAAGUCCUGAUGUUCCAGGAGGACCUGAAGAGUCUCUCAGAGGCAGCCAAAGUCAACAUGACUGAGAUGGAAAAAGAUAUCGGCAACCUGCGCAGCGGCUUGAAAAAUGUGGAGAGUGAGCUGGAAUUCCAGAAGAAUCGACCACAGCAGCACGGCGACAAGUUUGUGUCGGUGGUGAGUCAGUUCAUCACCGUGGCCAGCUUCAGCUUCUCCGACGUGGAGGACUCUCUCAUCGAGGCCAAGGAACUGUUCCUGAGGGCAGUAAAGCACUUCGGGGAGGACGCCAGCAAGAUGCAGCCAGAUGAGUUCUUCGGCAUCUUUGACCAGUUCCUGCAGUCGUUCGCUGAGGCGCAGCAGGAGAACGAGAACAUGCGGAAACGCAAAGAGGAGGAGGAGCGCAGAGCCAAAAUGGAAGCUCAGCUGAAAGAGCAGAGGGAGAAGGAGCGAAAGGCCCGGAAAGCGAAGGCCAACGGGGAGGACGACGGCGGCGAGUUUGACGACUUGGUGUCGGCGCUGCGAUCGGGCGAGGUCUUCGACAAGGACCUCUCCAAGAUGAAGCGUAACCGCAAGCGCAUCAACAGCCAGAACACGGACGCGAGCCGGGAGCGACCGGUCACAAAGCUCAACUUCUGAGCGGGGCGUUUGUUUCGCUCGCCCAUCAUUAGUUUCCCUCUGGGUCAAACUGACAUGCACAUUCCUCCGCACCCUCCUCCCAGCCAGCCUUGCAUCACCGCUGCAGAGCCACACAAGGCACAACACAUUCAGACCUUUCAUCCUCCGAGGAGUUUGAUGUUAAACGGAGCAGAAGCCAAAAGUUGUUAAAAAAAAAACGACCAAAUCAGAUAAUUCCCCCCCUGGAGGAUCGGUGUGGUCACAUGAAAUGUUUUUAGACGAUUGUCUUGCAUGAGCAGGCUGAUGGAGAAAGUUUCCCUCCGAGGUGUAAAAGAUGCUCAUGCUUGUUUGUUAGGAACCUAUCUGUGCUGUUUUUGUACGUCAGAAUCUAUGCACAGAGUGAAGUGUGCAGCUAGCUUCUCCUUCAGGAAGAUGAUUCCAUUAAAGACACAAGGGGCCAUUUUAUACGGAGCGGUUUCAUAGAUUGAGAGGACCUGCGCUCACGCCGGGAGUCGUCCAAGAGCGUUUUCUGGAGAAAGACUGAGUCUGAACAUGCUGCCCUCCUGCAGUCAGGACCAUCACUGGACAGAGCGCUGCGUUGUGACACAGACGUGGUUCUGACUGCGAGUGAUGCAGCUCAGAAGUUUGUUUUCUACUCAUCAUUAUUGACCUGCAGCAUUUAUAUAUCCCAUCACUGUAUGUUUUAUUUUUCCUGUUAAGAGCUGGCCUUAACUGUUGUUUUAAUUGUUGAGUGGGUACUCUCUAAGGCCUGGGCCUAAUCUGCAAUUUCUCAACAUGUGUGGGCACUCGUGUCAUAGAUUACAUAUAUCUAUAUAUAAGGUUGCGUGCUUGUUACACAUGCACAUAUACAUUCAUAAUUACUAUGCUCAAUGCCAUUUAAAAAUAACAAGUGGAUGCAAUACUAUUGUCUUUCCCCUCUGAAGGGAGUGCCCUCCUUUAUGUUUUAUUGAAUAGAUGAUAUGUUUUCUGUACACUGGCUGGAUUUACACUGCAAAAAAAAAAAGGUGCGAAGGGACAUUUUGACUUUAAUCUCUGUGUGAUGCACAGCACAUGUGAUGUUUUCAUUCUUGUAGAAAACAUCACAUGUGGACGUAAAACCAGAGUUCCCGUUAGCCGGUAAUUACCGUACUAUGACCGGUAAAAUAUGCUGAAGACCCGCAAAUCUAAAUCUCU
Messenger RNA from Notothenia coriiceps (black rockcod), 4741 nucleotides. Its product is annotated as disheveled-associated activator of morphogenesis 1. Bases 458 to 3568 code for a protein of 1036 amino acids. Gene Ontology annotation, biological process: actin cytoskeleton organization. Lineage: Eukaryota; Metazoa; Chordata; Actinopteri; Perciformes; Nototheniidae. Gene Ontology annotation, cellular component: stress fiber. The transcript has 23 exons. The record is from RefSeq and is a predicted model, not a curated record. Gene Ontology annotation, molecular function: actin binding; small GTPase binding.